UUCAUUAAUUACAGUAUGCAGGUAGCAUAUUGGUGGGUCGAUAAAAUUGCCAACCAGUCUUCUUCAACCUACAGUUACCACCUUCAUUGCUAGAUUUCAUGAAGAGAAAGAUAGAGAAGGCAAAGAAAGCAGCAAUGGAAGAGGGACGCUAGUGUCGCUGUGUGGGCUUAGCUGGACCGGCCGGUUUUAACGGAGGUCAAACCUCCACCAUCACUGUGUCAGAGCCUCUCAACUUCCUAUCUUAAUUCAUCACUCUGCUUUGCAAGACACAUGCCACUGCAUUUUCUUGUUCCUCCACUCCACCCCCCAAUUUUUUUUUCUAGGACUGUCAAUCGUGGGUUGUUCUUUCUGUCGUCUUUGAACACUGGGGGAAACAACCCAACCUUGAUGCUCACUCCAUAAUUUUUAUUUUCCAGGACAAUUUUUUUUUUUUUGGGUUCUUUUCAGUUUUCUCAAUUUUAAAACUUCCGCUUUUCCCCCGUCUUCCGUCAGAAACAGAGAGAAGAAUAGACAGGGAAAGAGCAGAGAUGCAAUAAAGACCAAGCAUUUUUUCUUGAGGCAAGAGAUUGUUCUUUCGUUUUGCAUUCCUCUUGUUAGAGAGGCAGAAAUGUCUUAUUCUGCAUUGCGUGCCUCAAAUUGUUGUUGCAGACGAUCAAAUGCACACGAAAUUCAUGCAUCGUUGAGAACAAGAUGAGAAUGUUUGGAUCUUGAGACAUGGUGGACCAUCGGCGAAAUAUAGUGUCUCUUGGGUUCUUGCUCUUGUUGCUUUUUCAGUUCACAUUUCAACAGCUCGAGCCUCUGAGUUCAUCCGCUGAGCGAGUCGCCCUACUUCAACUUCGAUCUUCUUUGGGCUUGAGAAGCAGGGAAUGGCCAAUAAAAGCCGACCCUUGCUUAAUCUGGAAUGGCCUGAGCUGUGAAAAUGGUAGAGUCACUGGGAUCAAUAUUUCUGGGUUUAGAAGAACAAGACUUGGGAGGCGAAACCCACAAUUCUCUAUCGACGCUUUAGCCAAUUUGACCUUCCUGCAAUCCUUCAAUGCGUCCAAGUUUCUUCUUCCUGGUCCUAUUCCUCACUGGUUUGGUCAAAAGCUUUCUUCACUUAGAGUGCUUGAUCUUCGUUCUUGCUCCAUCACUGGUGCAAUUCCUUCGAGUCUUGGGAAUCUAAUAAGCCUAAAUACUCUCUAUUUAUCUAAUAAUAACCUCACUGGGAUCGUCCCUGAUAGUCUUAGCCAACUUUUAGGCCUUUCUGUUCUUGAUCUUUCGCGGAAUUUUCUCUCAGGAUCCUUGCCCACAUCCUUUGCCUUUCUUGGGAAUCUUUCUUUCUUUGACAUUUCUUCCAACUAUUUAUCCGGGUCGAUUCCUCAAGGAAUUGGGGCACUUUCUAAGUUACAAUACUUGAAUCUUUCCAGCAAUGGUCUAACUUCUUCUAUACCUGCUCAACUCGGGGAUCUUAGUAACCUAGUUGACCUUGAUCUAAGCGAUAAUUCCUUGUACGGUCUGGUGCCUCCGGGUUUAAUGGGGCUGAGGAGUUUGCGGAGAAUGAAGCUUGGGAACAACAUUCUUGAUGGACCUUUGCCGCAGAACUCGUUUCAUACUACAUUGCAGUUGCAGAUCAUAGAGCUGAGACAAAAUAAUUUUACUGGGACCUUGCCUGAUAAGUUGUGGUAUCUUCCAAGAUUGAGCUUUCUAGAUGUCUCCAGUAAUAACUUCACUGGUGUGCUUCCUAGUUCUAGUUCUACUGCUAAUGCUAAUCCUGCAGUUAAGGCCAAUUUUUCGCAUAAUCUUUUUUACGGAAGCAUCACUCCUCUGCUCAAAAAGUUCAGUUUCAUUGAUCUGUCAAGCAAUUAUUUUGAAGGCAAGGUUCUGGAUUUCGCAGUGAAUGCAUCACUGGGUAGCAACUGCCUCCAGAACGCAUCAGAUCAGAGGACGACAGAAGAAUGUGCCUCAUUCUAUUCCAAGAGAGGCCUCUCUUUUCAUAAUUUUGGGCAAGCAAACAUGACAAGAGCUCGUGCAGCAGAAAGCUCUAGGAAGCACAGUAGAAGAAAGUUUGUACUAGCAGGAAUUUUAGGUGGAGUUGGUUUCAUUGCAGUUUUGGCGCUGCUGCUGGUGUUGUUGCUCCUGUGUACUGGUAAGCGGAGCAAGUCAAAUAACACAGGGGCUCGUGUGGGCGCUGCACUUGCUGGAGGCAGUCCUGCACCUGCUGAUGCAUUGAUAGAAUUAUCAAAAUUAGGAGACUCAUUUACAUUUCAGCAGCUGCUCAAGGCUACAGUUGAUUUCAGUGAUGCAAAUCUUAUCAAACACGGUCACACGGGUGAUCUCUUCAAUGGUGUUUUGGAAAGUGGGAUAUCUGUAGUCAUAAAAAGGGUUGAUUUGCGUUCAACAAAAAAUGAGAAUGCUUACAUGUCAGAACUAGACCUUUUCAGUAAAGUUUCUCACACAAGAUUGGUUCCCCUGUUGGGUCAUUGCUUAGAAAAUGACAAUGAGAAUUUCCUGGUUUAUAAACAUUUGCCAAAUGGGGACUUGUUGAAUUGCUUGCACAACCGAGAAACUACACAUGAAGAUGGGACAUCGCAGUCAUUGGAUUGGAUAACAAGAUUGAAAAUUUCUAUUGGAACUGCGGAGGCCCUAUGUUAUUUGCAUCAUGAAUGCAAUCCACCCUUUGUUCACAGAGACAUUAAAGCAACCAGUAUACUUCUAGAUGAUAAAUAUGAAGUUCGGUUAGGGAGUCUAAGUGAAGCCUGCACUCAGGAAGGGGAUAGUCAUCAAAGGAAAAUCUCAAGGUUGCUACGGUUACCCCAGUCAUCUGAUCAAGGCUCAUCUGGUUCAUCACCAGCAGUUUGUGCCUAUGAUGUCUAUUGCUUUGGGAAAGUAUUGCUUGAGAUGGUAACCGGUAAACUGGGAAUUGGUGCAUCUGGUGAUGCAGAAGUAAAAGAAUGGUUGGAACAGACACUACCUUACAUUAGUAUUUAUGACAAGGAGCUUGUGACAAAGAUUAUGGAUCCAUCCAUGGUUGUUGAUGAGGAUUUCUUAGAGGAAGUGUGGGCAGUGGCUAUCAUCGCGAGGUCUUGCCUGAACCCUAAACCUUCAAAACGACCCCAGAUGAGAAAUGUCCUCAAGGCUCUUGAAAACCCUCUAAAAGUCAUAAGGGAAGAGAGUUACAGUUCUGCAAGGCUUAGAACAACCUCUUCCAGAGGCUCUUGGAAUGCUGCUUUAUUUUCUAGUUGGCGUCAGAAUUCUAAUGUAACAGUAAUUGCAGCAGCUUCUGGUGCAAGAGCUGAAGAAGGUGAGUUUUCAUUGUCCCGCAGGCGUCAUUCGACUGAGAUAGUUCCGGAACCUUCUGGUAGCAUUCGAGAGGUGGAGAAGCUGGAGUAGUACUAGAGGAAGCUUCAAGCCUUUGUACAAUUCGAGGAGACAAAACUGGCGUUCAGAUUCUUUGUACGAUUGUCUUGUUUUGUUUUUCCUGUGGUUUUGGACUAAGAAAUUCCAGAGGUAUGGAGAGGGACAUGGCAGAUAUGGAUUCUUAUUCUUCUUUGGCUGCUUGUUUAUUCACAAACAAGCCACAAUUUCUUCACAUGUAAUUGAUUUUUUUUUUUUUCCUUUCUGCUCUGUUUCAAGUCAUUUUGUAUAAAGUAUAUUUUUAAUUGAUUUAUCAGAUUUUUUUUUUC
Molecule: messenger RNA, 3662 nt
Organism: Prosopis cineraria
Lineage: Eukaryota; Viridiplantae; Streptophyta; Magnoliopsida; Fabales; Fabaceae
Product: probable LRR receptor-like serine/threonine-protein kinase At2g16250
Exons: 4
Coding region: 715-3369 (884 amino acids)
Biological process (GO): protein phosphorylation
Molecular function (GO): protein binding; protein kinase activity; ATP binding
Source: RefSeq, a predicted model, not a curated record